Molecule: messenger RNA, 663 nt
Organism: Hyaloscypha bicolor E
Lineage: Eukaryota; Fungi; Ascomycota; Leotiomycetes; Helotiales; Hyaloscyphaceae
Product: PRTase-like protein
Exons: 2
Coding region: 1-663 (220 amino acids)
Biological process (GO): AMP salvage; adenine salvage
Cellular component (GO): cytoplasm
Molecular function (GO): adenine binding; adenine phosphoribosyltransferase activity; AMP binding
Source: RefSeq, a predicted model, not a curated record
AUGCCCACGCAACAACCUCACGUUGCACCUCCGGCAAGCACAUCAGCUACCACAGACAAUGCCACGAGACUCGAGUCCCAGCCCACCUCCUCUGCCACCAGUGCCUCCGAACUCGCCAGUACAAAGAUAAGCCUGCGGGCCGCUCUUCGACAAUUUCCUGACUUUCCCAUCCCCGGCAUAGAUUUCGUUGAUAUACUUCCUCUCUUUGCGUCUCACUCUCUUCACACCUCACUCAUCCGCGCUCUCGAACUACAAGUCCUCCUCUUCAACAAUAGUGUCAAACCGGAUGUUAUCGUCGGCCUUGAUGCAAGAGGGUUCUUGUUUGGUCCCAGUCUGGCAUUAAGACUGGGUGCCAGCUUUGCACCAGUCCGCAAGCGAGGAAAGCUCCCCGGUCCCACCAAGGAGGCUGUGUUUGAGAAGGAGUAUGGUCAGGACUUCUUUCAAAUUCAAAGCGACGCUGUAGCAAAAGGGCAGAAGGUGCUGGUGGUUGAUGAUAUUAUUGCCACUGGUGGUUCCGCUGAAGCUGCCGGUAAUCUCGUCAAACAACUGGGCGGUGAUCUGAUCGGAUUCUUAUUCAUUCUCGAACUCGAUUUCUUAAAGGGACGGGACAAACUCGAUGCUCCUGUAGUCACACUUCUCAAGGACGAUAUGAUGGGCAAAUAA